CCCCCUUCAUUAACCACGGUAGUCAAUUCAACAGCGCUGCUACGUGCAGCAGCCCCCUAGUUCAAAACUCGUGUGCCACAGUCGUAUAAGCGAAUGAGGUGAUGACGGUCUGAGCCAACGCUCGAAAAUCCGCGGUGGACGUUACGAUUGGAGGGAUCAGUUGCUCGAUCAAAAUGCGAGCUUUUGCGAUGCAGGGACUUCCUUUCUGGCUCAUUAGGUUUCGUCGGAGUGAGGAGGAGGAGAAGAACGAGCAAGGGCAGCUACUUGCCACAUUCCAAGAAUGCAAAUAGGUGUUGACUUCAUAUGUUGCCGAUGAGAACGUCGAAUGAGAAUCGUUCACCUUUUGCAGACCGGAUCGAGGUGCACGCUGUUACUUCAACGAUCGGCUUCGUUUUAUUUCUUUGGCUCAGAUAAUUGGCACCGUGUUUUAUACGUUGUGCCGGAAUUCGCUCCUCAUAUCCACGUUUGUCGAACGUCACGCACUGACCAUGAGUAGCGGUACGGAGGUGGAAUGAUCAGAAAAUGCGACGUAAAUUGAACGGAGCUCAAACAUUAUCCUGAUUACCUCACCAAGGCAAGAUCUUAAUCGAAGUGGGAGUCCAUCAAGGAAUCAAAAACCGCCAUGAAUUUCAAGGGAUAUACGUUCAGGUUCACCGAGUCUGGUGAUGCUGAUAAGGUGCAGAUGAGAUUCAAAAAAGUCAUUCCUCACCUCGAACAUUUAUAUGGUCCAAUUGACUUUGGGCGUAUCUGUGAACUAUCCUUAUUCUCACUCGUUGCAUACUCUCCUGCAAACCAGCUGCUAGCAUUUGCUGCUUUUGAUGAUUCUCCGUUACUUCCUAAAGGCUUCGCCACUUUUCCGGAGGCACUAAACUCUCUAUCGUCACCAAAUACCGAAGAUUCACUGAAGAAAACAAAAGCAGAAAAGACAGUGGAAGCGGUGAAAUGGGCAACACGAAAAGCUCUCGAUAUCGGUUAUCGAAAGGAGAUGAUUAUGUGGCUAUCUGUUUGUGUGGCUGCUGUUGGAAACGGUGCGGAAGAAGAAGCAUUCGUGAGAGCAAUGCUUUACACAGUGCUGUCAGUUUCUUUCGAGACAAGAAUUAUCCUCCAUACAAGUUCUUUAGAACUUGGAGCGAUGCCAAGCCUUUUUCGACCCGUCGCCCGUAAUCAGGAGUUCAAGUUGAGCUUGUGCGUUUGUUCACGCAGUGACGUACUGCCAUACUUGCAAAUGAGAAGAGCACGGGAGGAAGAUCAUGACGACUUGUGCCCUGUCAUCGAGCGUGCACAAAAGAGGGGAUUACCACUCACCGACAUUCCUCUGUCAGCAGUUCCCUCAAAAGCAUAUUCAGUUGCCCGUUUCAUUCGCGCUCAAACUGAGCAGAACAACGUAUUUGUAGCUGAGGUGGACUUCAGAAUAGUUGGAUUGGUAGUCCUCGUAUCCGAUAUCGACAUCCCUUCUCUGCACGAGAAUUACGACAUUGAUCUAUUUGAUGGCCUCGCCGCGAAGAGAAUAGAACGAAAAUUGACAGUCAUUGAGACGGAAGCAGCUGCUCCCGAUCCAUUUGCUGUGGACCCAUUUGGUAUCCCCGAUCCACUAGCCUCAUCUUCACCAGAUCCAUUGGUACCAGUUGAGGGACUCUCAGAAGGAGAGAGCCCCGAGAGUGCUCAGCCUGAGCCUGAACCUGCUGUAGAGGUUAUUAUCAAGUGGCCGAAGAAUGCUUUUCGUGUUGUUAUGUUGUGCAUGGAGGAGGAGUUUGAAAAUCGAUCCAUUGACAUUAUUGACUUCGCAUUCAAGAAACUGAAGAAAGAAUUUUGUCUGGUGACUUUACCAUUCACUUCCCCACAUCAUCCACUGCUGAAUUUCUUCUGUCGCAUAAAGUCCAAGCCGAAUGUGUCCAACCAAGAUCCAGAACUCUCAGCAGAUAAACGAUGCCUGCAUAUUCUUCACGUGGAUGGACUGUCACCAGAUAUUGGAUUCAGGCCAGCUGAUGCUGAGGACCUACCGCAACUGGAAGAACUUCUGGAUGACUUCGCAGACAAGGAUGACUUAUUGAGUUUCAUCACAAAACCUACUGUUGGACGUGUGAACAUGGUUGCUGCUGUACCACAGCAAGUCGUUGGGUAUGCAUUGAUUGCAAAAGAUCCACCUGUGGAAGCAAUAGCUAGUCACUUCAACGUAUCGACACUGAUGAACCCGCAGUAUCAUCCAAACGAGAAUCAUGCAUCCUUGAUUUUGUUUGUGCUCAACCCCAUAUAUCGAUGCCGCACGAGGCUUUUCCUCCAGCAUAUUAUGAAGCAACUGGGCAAAACUAUGCUGUACUGUCCUGUCUUCGCGAAUCAAGAGGUACCCGAUAUAUUGGAAGACCUAAUUCUUUUACCAGGAAGACAACAUGCACACAUGGCACCCCCUUGCUAUUGGGAAAAGGCCUCAAGAGAAAACACUCCUGCAGCUAAUCUCACCAAGACAGGUCCUGAUGAAUUGAAUGAUGGGAUGAGCCAAGUAGAACUUGACGGUACAAACUUGAAGAAGGAAGAGGGCACCAAAGAGAGUAAAGUGGGCUUCGUUGAGGACAUCAUGAAGAGACGGUCUUCGAUACAGGAAAACAAGUCCAGACCGAAUCUAGUCUUAUCUGUCGAUCCAGUUCCAAGUGAACAUACCAAUCGAAGCCAUAGAAAGAGUAUUAUUAUCAAUGAAGACUCGGAAGACGAUGCCGCGGACGCUGAGCCACAGAUGAAAGACCGUCCUGAGUCUUCAGACACAGAUUCAAGCGAAGCUCCUGAUAUAUUUCAAGCCAAGAGACCACUAAGCAGGAAGAUGAGCAUCGGCGUUGGAUUUGAAGUAGAAGCCGAUAAGCGGAAGAAAGUGAGUGCACAAGUUGGGCACCAGUAUGAGGAAACAUCAGGUAAGAUUCUUCAAGCCGAAGCAGAAGUAGGCGUAGUAAGGGAGAAGAAAGUGGUUGUCAUACGUGAAGAGGAGAAAAGUUCUAUAAGAGCGAGCUCUUCACUGAGCGAACAAACAAACAAGAAGAGUGUGACAAUCGAAGUUGCGGGGAAAAAAAGUGUGUUUACCACGAGUGGUACUGUCUCUGUGAGAAGCACCAGCAGCAUUCGGUCCAUUUCAAAGAGUAAACAAGCCCGAGGGAGUUAUUUUGGAUUCGACUGUGCCUUGUACACAAUGAGUCACAGAUUCUUGUACAGGUAUAGAACAGUAGUGAAUGCCCGUAUUGUAGUGGUUGGAUCCUCAAUAACCACUGCUGCCUUCUGUCAUCAGCUUAUAUCCUCUCAAGAACUGCAGUUCACGAAUUUGAUUAUGGUUUCAACCGUCGGUUUCAAGUGCCUGAUGUCCACAGCUCUCUCUCAAAUUAUUGUUGACUUGGGUCCAGCAUAUUCGUUUCCAAAACUAGGCCUUGAUUGUCAUAUCAAUGUUAUUGUUGCGACAAUGACGGGCAUCGAUAGAAAAGGGCAUUGCCUCGAACUAUCCAACGGUGAUAUCCUGACGUACGAUUGGUUGGUUCUAAGCACCGGAUUGCAAGAUCAGACGAGGAACAAGCUUGGACUGUCCAGCACAAAUUCAGAAACCAACGAACAUAUAGGGAUAGUCAAAACUGAUGAAAUUAUCUUGAAUGCACAUGAGAUCUCCCAAGGUAUGGCAGUACAUGCUGUUGAGGGGGACAACAUCCCUCCCGUGGUGAUAUAUGGGUCAACACUGGAGGCUUUCUGCGCUAUACAGAAGCUCCUAGAAGAAGGACUUCAGGGACCCAACAUGAUACUCAUACAUCCUGAGCCGCAGAAUCUUGUGUCUGCUGCGGGCAUGCAUCUUGGAGACCCAGAAAUUACAAGUAUGCUCCUAGACACGAUACUGCGGUCAGGCGUUUCUGUGCACUCUGGUCUGAAGUUGAUUGGCGUGGAGAUGAACGAUACCAACGAAUGGAUACGCAUGUUGAAGUUCGAGGACCAGAUCAGAGAAGAAGAUCUGGAUGGGAUGAGUGUCGUGCCCAUGACACUAGAAGAGAUGAACAAGGCAAUGGCCUUGAAACCAGUGGAAGAUGCAGUUCAGAUUCUGCGUGAGGUGCCUGUGUGCCCCAUACAUAGAUCACAGGAAGGUGCAAGCCGACUGGCUCGUAAGGAGUCAAAAAUCACUUACGUGGUGGAGAGGAGUAGAAGGCCACAUCGACCGCUUGAACAGUCAUGCUCUUUGCUCGUCACAUGUGAUGAAAGACAAGUUGACCUAGCCCUAUUUCGAGCCUUGAACAAGGAAUCGAUCAUCUUCGACAGCCGAGUUGUGGUGGAUGGUGUCUUCCGGACGAAUGAUCCUUCUAUCUUCGCGGCUGGCAGCCUGUGUAAAUUCAGCCGGUACUGCGGAAAGGAUCUCCCGAAGCUGGAGACCUUCUGUGGUUGGGAAGUAGGUGAAUCCUUCGCUGCUGCCUUCGCCGUGCUUGUGACUAAAGCGAUGUUCCUAAAGCAGGUCCCAGCUGACUUCGAGGGUGGUAUUGUACCGGGUAAGCUCCGUAAGUGGCCAACUUCACUAUUGCCGUCACUUAACAAAGCGAGGUGCUUUGGAGGAUACGUACCAGGUGACAAGUGGUUUCUGUCAGCAGCGGCACCGAAAUUCUGUAUACCAUCCGCACGUCCGGCAAUAAAGACAUUGUACUCAAGAGCAGACAAAGCAUUCUGUCGUAUUGACCUGAUGGAAAACGGAGAAGUGGGAAAACUGUUCUACCUAGGAGACGAACGUAUACCCGAGUGGAAGCUUGUUCGCUUUGUGGGAUUGCCUGCCUCCAUACUACGAGAUGUACUCAUGAAAUUCGACCGCGGAGAAGUUCAAAAUAUUCUGGAUUCCCUCCUGGACAAAUGGGCUGCAGUAAUUCUACACGACCGAUUCAUACCAUUCAUGGAAGACACGAUGACAGAAAUCCAAAAGGUAUUCACAAAGAGUAAGUUAGAUGUCGAAAAGCAACUCAUUUUCACAGGCGAUACCUUUAUACGAAUAGAGGGUCAUCUCAUGACAGAGGCAAGUAACAUUGCUACCGCGUUCCUUGGGAGGUUUAUACAAGCCCACAAGUCCGAGCUGGCCCAUUUUGACUUCCCUGCUCUCCCAGGUGAGCUGGCCUCAAGUCCAUCUUACAACAUUCAUAAGUAGAAAACUCAGUGCUAGUCAUCGAUGACGGUCAACAGGGCAAAAAAUAGUGACAGUCUAUUUUAAAUUCGUGAAGUGGGUACAGAAAUCUGACG
This is a messenger RNA of Marchantia polymorpha subsp. ruderalis, 5229 nucleotides long. The record is from the annotation of a GenBank genome assembly. NCBI's taxonomy places the organism in Eukaryota, Viridiplantae, Streptophyta, Marchantiopsida, Marchantiales, Marchantiaceae.